Messenger RNA from Botrytis cinerea B05.10, 2791 nucleotides. RefSeq lists its product as hypothetical. The transcript is spliced from 2 exons. The record is from RefSeq and is a predicted model, not a curated record. NCBI's taxonomy places the organism in Eukaryota, Fungi, Ascomycota, Leotiomycetes, Helotiales, Sclerotiniaceae. Bases 1016 to 2737 code for a protein of 573 amino acids.
GGUGGGUGUAUGUUUUGUUUGUCUAUCUAUCAAAUAUGUAUCCGUCUAUCAAAUGACAUUCUUUCUUCGUACGCCUACCACAAUCCACAAUGCACAAUCCGUUUAGAAAAGAAAAACAUUUGGAAAUUAGAAAGAAAGAAAAAAACUCUCAACGUUUUUUUCUUCUUUCUUUCCUUCGUUGCUUUCUAGAUUCCUUCUAGACUGUUUUACCAAAUCCACCGAGCGCAAGUCUUGAGAUGAAAUUUGUAAAUCAUGCGCGGGCUGCGCGGGGACAGGGAUGCACACGCUUGGGCAUUCAUGCACAACCACCGUUUGAGUAAUAGAUUGGGGGAGGUGGACGAUUGGCAUUAUGGAUGAGAGGGGGAGAGCGAGCAAGUUCCUAGUUAUGUGCGUGUCACUUGGGACGGUUUGGGAAGGAGAAUGGAUCCUCGAUGGAAGUUUGCUGGUGGAGGUUGGGCGGAGAGACAGAGCAUGAGGAGGUAAUUUCGAAGGGAUAUGAAGCGCUAUUGAUUUUGGGGAAAGGUUUUUGAAGUUUGACGCGGUUAGUUUGGAGAUGAAAUGAGGGACGUUGGGAUGGGAGGCGUGGAUGCGAUGGAGAGUGGUGGAUGGAGUGAUGACGAAAUUGGCUCUUGGGAGUUCUUAUGAAGGGGCAGCUGUUCGCACCUUUUUCUAUUUCUUUUCUCUUCGAUGAGUUGUCUUUAGUAGCUGUCAUUAAGAAGAUUGUCUUUUCGAUACCCAGAUACCCAGAUACCCAGAUUCUAUUCACUUCUUCGGACUACGACAUCAUCUCGAGUCCCUAUUACUUUUACCGUCUUCGACAAGAAACAGACAAGCACACUCCCCAUCUCCAUCCUCAUAAUCACAUAAUCCCACACACUACACCCGCAGCACUUACGCUCCGGGCCCUUGGAAAUCUUUCAAAAUCUUUCACUCACACCCCCGUCAAAGGCCGCACAUAACCUGUCGUCUUCUCUCCAUUCGGCCACGCAGUUCUCGCUCCCGAACAAAUUCAAACAUGUCUUCUGCUCCUACAACCACUGGACCGAUCCUGGCUCCGACCAAUACGGUCAAUCCCCUCCCCGCUACACCUGCUGAGGCUGCCGCCGUCGGACCAGCCGCUUCGGGAACGGCAUUGGAUUUGCAUACGCAGACUGAAGAUGCGGGCAAGGAAUACAAAAAUGCGCAAAAGGCUGAGAAAGCUUAUGCGCAGAAGAAGAAAUGCAUGAGUGCGAGAAAGGAUUGGUAUGAUUGUAAAGUACAUUUUGCAGCUGGAGUGCAGGGGUUCAGAGAGGGAGGAAAAUGUGUUGGGCGGGUUGUUAAGGCCGGACCGGCUUUGGCGAUGGAAAAAGUUAAGGGGGGAAAGGGCCAAAGGGUCAAGUCUGUAGACAGUGGUCUUUCUGGAGAGAGUAUCGCGGUGGAGAAGGAGAAUGCUAAUAAGAAGAGUGGGAAUGGUGGUGUUAAAGCAAAGGUGAUGGGGUUGAAAGAGAAACUUCUAGCAAUCAAAGAGAAGCGGGCGAUGGAGAAGCAGGCAAAAGCUAAUGAGAAAGCUGGCAUUGCUACUUCUACUGCAAGUGGAGCUGCAGUAACAACACCAGCAGCAGAAGCUACACCUGUCGCUCCCGUCGCUCCCGUUGCAGCAACCCCAGUCCCAAGCCCAACACAGACCAAACAGGAAAAAAAGAGAAUGACUCUGGAUCAGGUGAGAGAUCGAAUCCUUUCCUACCGUCACUCAAAUUUCUUUUCCACAUCAUCGGACGAUGAUGACGAAGAGGUGAACGUCGCGCCUCGAAUUGCAGAGAAUCCAACAAGAAGAAGCCAAAGCGCUCGCACGGCAGGAAGCGGAAGCCUCCGCCGCAAACGUCACAGCGGCGGCAGGAGAAACGCCAGUGGUGGCUCCCACCCCAGCUCCAGCGCAACCUCAAGGACUAACUCCAAUCCAAACCACGCACACCCCAACAUCGUUGGCGAACCCCCCGCAAUUACCUCCCAAGACGCAGUUGAGCCCCCCGGGAUCCCCAACGAAGGGAACCAUGGAGCCGAUUCACGAGGACGGGGAGACGGCGACCCUGCCACUGGCGAGCGGGAUCCAGGGGCCGGGGGAACCCCAGAACUCUGGGGUAGUUGGGGGAGGAGCUCCGGCAGGACAAUAAGCGAAGGCGGCGAUGGGGGCGGCGAGGGGUUGAAAGCGAGAGUGGCGGUUAUGGUGCGAGGACGAUUGAGGGGGGGUGAUGCGCGCGCGCCUGCUUUCCCAUGGUUUGCUGCGCAUUACGCCGACGAGAGCGAGGAUUCGAGCGAGGAGAAAAAGGAGAAGAAAAAAGAGAAGAAAAAAGAAAAGAAGACCAAUGCGAACACGGGAACACGAACAGCGACAGAAACCGAAACAGGAGCGAAAAAAAAAUCAACGAGAGCACGAAUUAUGGGACGCUUUACGACGACGCCAAAACAUGCAGAGAUGAGUUAUAACGAGAAGCGAUUUCGCAGACCGGGGACGCUGGCGACGCUGCGCUUGCGAUGCCAGUUGUUUGUGGCGAAAGUGAGGGAUCGGGCGAGUGAUGCGAUGGGCUGGGUGGGGGUGGGGAUUAUGGAUUUCUUGGGGAGAGUGAGUGAGCUGGGAGAGGGGAUUGGGAAGAAGAUUGGAGGGAAGAGGGGGAAGAAGGAGGAGGAGGAGAAGAAAAAGAAGAAGAAGAAGAAGGUUAGGUUUUCGAGGAGAGGGUUUUUUUCAGGCCGUGUGAUUUGAUUGGUGGUGUGGUGUGGUGUGGAGGAGGGGAGGGGAGGGGAGGGGAGGGGAGGG